UGUUUAUAGCAAAAUAGCGUCUUGUACACUUAGCUCGGAAAUAUUUUUACAUGCUAUGUCGUGAACGAGGCCCUUCAUUGUAAGUGAGAAAGUGUAUGUGAGCUCCAGCUGUAGUGAUCCAUCAGAACCUCUGUUUUCCUGAAUGUUUUUCCUCUGACUCAUCACCCGGUAGCCUACAAAUCUAUUGGAGUUAGCUUAGCAUGCUAGCUAGAAACACACUGAUGGGGACGGAAGUUAGCAACAAAGCGCCUGUCAGAGUUACUGUUUGAUGGAGAGCAAACAGUGUUUGAAUGUGGAGACAAAGUCUAAAAUGUCUAAAGCCCAAAUCCUAAGAGCGUCGGUGAAGCAGCGACUAACUGCGGCUGCUGAAGAAAUAUUUGGGCUGUUUGAAAGAACGAUAGCAGAGUACGAGGAGGAACUCUCUAGAUCAAAAGAGGAGAACGAGCGACAACGAAAACUACUGGACGCUGUUUUCAGCCCUCAGCUUCAGUUACACAUAGCAGAGGUCCAGCAGCUGUUGGUGGUUAAAGAAGAGGUUUCCCCUGAGCAGCAGGAGUGGAGCUCCAGUCUGGACCAGGAGGACCCAGAGCCACCACACAUUAAAGAGGAACAGGAGGAACUCUGGAGCAGUCAGGAGGGUGAGCAGCUUCAAGGGCUGGAGGAGGCUGGUAUCAAGUUCACACUCACUUCUGUCCCUGUGAAGAAUGAAGAAGAUGAUGCUCAGUCCUCACAGCUUUAUCAGAGACAAAUUGACCAGAUGGAAACAGGAGCUGAUGGAGAGGACUGUGGAGGACCAGAUCCAGAUACACAUUUACAGCUAUCUAGCAGUGAGAAGACCCCACAGCAUCACCAACAACAAUCUGAAGUCAGCGAUGACUGGAAGGAGACCAGUGAACUUCAGUCAGGUUUGAACUUUCUGAAAAAUGACAGACGGGAUUCCUGUGAGAGACUAUUUUGCUGCUCUGAGUGUGGUAAACGAUUUAACCAAAACUCAAAUCUUAAGACACACAUGAGAACUCACACAGGAGAGAAACCUUUCAGCUGCCCAGUUUGUGGUAAAAGAUUUGGUCAGAAGGCGCACAUGCAGAACCAUUUGAAAUGUCACACAGGAGAAAAACCCUACAGCUGCUCACUCUGUAAUAAAUGUUUUUCACGGUGUGAACAUUUACAGUUACACAUGAGAACCCACACAGGGGAGAAACCAUUCAACUGCAGCAUUUGUGAUGAAAGAUUCACAUGGCUUUAUCAGUUCAAAAAUCACAAGUGUGGCAGUGACUCAUCUCAGCUUCAUGAACUCUGGAGCUGUCAGGAGGGAGAGCAGCUUCAACGGCUGAAGGAGGCUGAGAUCACCAAGUUUCCUUUGACUCCAGUUUCUAUGAAGAGUGAAGACAGUGGACAGAAAGCUCAGUCCUCACAGCUUCAUCAAAGACAAACUGAACAGAUGGAAACAGAUGGAGAGGACUGUGGAGGACCAGAACCAGCCAGGAACUCAGAUGCAGAUGCUCUUUAGUUACAUGGACUGAUAUAUAACUCAUUCAUUGGACUGUUCUAGUGAUGUCAUCCUGAAUUCUUAAGGUUUGUUUGAGAUGAGCUGCAGCUGGCCUUGUAAGACGUAACCGAUCGGGGCGUUAUCAAAAAGCAUGAAGUCCAACAGCUCAGAGUUUGUUUGACUCGACAUGCAAAGGUAGAAGUAGCUGAGAAAGUGGAUGCAAUAGCCUCUGUUACUGUAUGGAGAUGAACACAGUCCAUGACAGUAUCAAUAUAUAUGAGAAAUAUGAUACUAUUUGCUGACUGGUCACUUAAAUUGUGCAAAAGACCUUUGACAUUAUGAGUGUUUUUGUGCUAAUACCAGUAAGUCAAAAGCUAUGUAAAUAAAGAUAUAGAAACAAACAAAAUAUAAUUAAUAAAUAAAAGUGUAAUGGUGCGUUCACAUCAAACAUGAUGCGAGCGCCUUGCGUGGCAAGAUUACAUGCAGAGUCAGUGCUAAGAUUGGAAUAUACACCCAUCAGCCAAAA
This is a messenger RNA of Epinephelus lanceolatus (giant grouper), 2015 nucleotides long. RefSeq lists its product as uncharacterized. Gene Ontology annotation, molecular function: DNA-binding transcription factor activity, RNA polymerase II-specific; RNA polymerase II cis-regulatory region sequence-specific DNA binding. Gene Ontology annotation, biological process: regulation of transcription by RNA polymerase II. Lineage: Eukaryota; Metazoa; Chordata; Actinopteri; Perciformes; Serranidae. The record is from RefSeq and is a predicted model, not a curated record.